AUGGGUAACUCUAACCAAAGUAAGGUUCAGUGCGAUGGAAGGGCUCCAGAUAACAUACUGGUACCAAAGUGGUAUCGUAUGACGGGAGACAGUGGUGACCAGAUUCCAGAGAAAUGUGUACCCAUGAGACGCUGCGGUACUCACGCUCCAGGCUGGCUUAAUGGUAAACAUCCAAGUCUCCGGGAAGGUGUGGUAGCUCGUCAAGUCUGUUAUCAUUGGACACGCGGAUGUUGUCAAUGGAAACAGAACAUUAAGAUCCGAAAUUGUGGUGAUUUUUAUGUGUACGAGCUGCAGAAACCGCCAGCGUGUUCGUUACGUUACUGUGGAAACAAAGGAGGAGAGGCCACGGAAUGUUCUGCUGGCGGCUACCAAGAACUUAACCAAGCUGAUCGUUGGUAUCGUAUGACGGGAGACAGUGGUGACCAGAUUCCAGAGAAAUGUGUUCCCAUGAGACGCUGCGGUACUCACGCUCCAGGCUGGCUUAAUGGUAAACAUCCACGUUUGCAAGAAGGUGUGGUAGCUCGUCAAGUCUGUUAUCACUGGACAGGUGGAUGUUGUCAAUGGAAAAAUAGCGUUAAAAUCCGAAACUGCGGCGACUUCUAUGUGUACGAGCUUCGAAAGCCUCCGACGUGUUCAUUACGCUAUUGUGGGAACAAAGAAGCGCCUACAACUCAGCCACCAAUCAUAGAACCAACACAGUCACCAGGUAACGUAUCAUCUCGAGCAUUGUUUUAA
Messenger RNA from Pocillopora damicornis (cauliflower coral), 735 nucleotides. RefSeq lists its product as uncharacterized. The record is from RefSeq and is a predicted model, not a curated record. Lineage: Eukaryota; Metazoa; Cnidaria; Anthozoa; Scleractinia; Pocilloporidae.